AUGAACCCACACGAGGCCUACCGAAGUCCGCCUCCACGGCAACUGGGGUUUUCAAGCUGUUCACCCCCUAUUGGAUUCAGCAAUCGCAUCCAGGUGUUACCCAAUCUCUCUGCAGUAGAAGAAGCACUAAAGGGCCUCAGUCUUCGCCUUGACAGAGUAACCGAACAGACUGAAAAACAACUUUUGUCGAAGCCCCAUUUUCCGGACGCCCUCCGCCUGGAGCUGUUGGACCGAGUUGCCCAAGAUAACGAGACGAGUGUGAACUCUUCGUUGCCGGAACAGCUUAACAAUGGCCUAGAUAUUAUCGAACACUCGACAGUCGAUGAUUCCCUUGAAAGAUAUGUCCGCAUCAGGCUGGCCGACAGCUGCGUAUUACGGCUUCUGGACUAUUUUGGAAGACACGCAGACCUUUACGAGACCUGGGACUGGGAGAUUGAUGCGGACUUGGUCCCUCCUGAACUGACUGUCCAGACGGGAGCAAGGCAUUUCUGCGAGAUGUUACCCGACGUCGUCAGCUUGCAUACUGAGCUGCUAAAAAUAAACACAGCCAACAUGAAAGUGUUGCGGCGUCUUCAGGAGAAACUGGCGGAAGAGGUCGAAGAAGCCGGUGCUCUCGCGCUGGAGCUCGGCAAGAGGUACACAGAGUCGAUGUUAGCUGUGACAGAAGCCAUUGAUCUUCAAAAGGGUAUCCCUGACUUCGAUCUAACGGUGCUGGCGGACCGGUGCCUGGGCGAUCGCACGAAGUACCUCGUUUAUGAUGCGAAGAAGAAGCGACUGACGCUCGACGCUCGCGCCUAUAUGAAAAGUAUCAUUCCUGUUGAUAAGGAAAGUGAGACAGCUGCACGCGAGCUUGAUCGGCGGAUUGCGUCCCUCUGUUGGGAUGGGGUGGCGGAAGUCGACAAGGGCACACAACACUCAAGGGCUGGGAAACGACGUGCUCCACCUUCCGAGGUGGCGAAAAAGCCGGUAGCGCCGGCACGUCCCUUCAUGAAAAAGGGGACAAAAAACUCUCGAGAUGAAAUCAAAGCCAAAAGGAGUGAGUCCGAAGAAAGAAGCGACGAAGGCGUUGACAUCGGGGUGCCAGAUCGUCAGCGCCUUGCACAACCGAGGAGAGUUGCCAAGAUAGAAUAA
Molecule: messenger RNA, 1131 nt
Organism: Besnoitia besnoiti
Lineage: Eukaryota; Apicomplexa; Conoidasida; Eucoccidiorida; Sarcocystidae
Exons: 3
Coding region: 1-1131 (376 amino acids)
Source: RefSeq, a predicted model, not a curated record